CAUGAACCCUCCAUCGCUUUAUGUAGCAGUAAUUAUGCAUGGACACUGCAAGUGCAUUGGUGCAUAGGUCCUCGAGUCAUGUGUAAUGAGUUGGGUUUCUCAUUGCGAGUAUCUGCGCAUGAAAGCCGUGCGGAUCAGCAUCAAAGCAUCAUCGUGUGCGGAUCAGCAUCAAAGCAUCAUCGUGCGGAUCAGCAUCCAAGCGUGCACUUGUACUUGAUAACCGCUCUUGUAUGAAAAGUCCUUCGAAACUAUCGAAUGCAACAAUUCACAGUCAGGCAUGAAUACCAACAAUUCUGCAUCAAUAAUGGAAAGCUUCGGAAACAAUUCGACUGAAAUUGUACCGUUUGAUGAACGUAUUCUGUCGGUACCUGAGAUCUUCAUCUUCGUGGUGUUUCCGGUCGGUCUCCUAACCAACUGCGUUUUUCUCUCGUUCAUCGCACGCAACAGAUCACUCCGGACUCCGUUCAAUAUUUUCUUGUCCAACCUAUCCGUGGGUGGUGUCAUCUUCUUGAUUCUGGCGCUGUCCUUCACGUGCGUCGGCGACAAGGAAGAUCCCUUUUUGCGCGGGUUCUGCUUCAUGUUUGCCGUCUCCUACGUGGCUACUAGCUUGUUUGUCACCAUCGUGGCCAUCGAACGCUUCCUCGCCGUGUGUUUCCCGUUGAGGUACUCGAUCCUCGUCAAUGACAGACAUCGAGCUGGAAAGAUCUCUGCCGUGGCCUGGCUGACUGCUGCAGUUUGUGGUGGUCUGGUCAAACUGGUGGUGUCCCUCUUCAGCUUCCACCAGGAUGCUCUCCUCCUUGUCAUCGUCUUCUUUUGUGUGGUAUUCCUAACUACCAACAGUGUCUUGUACACCGUCACACUUUGGCGUCUGUGGAAGCGUCCCCUGGCCUCGUCACUGGUUCAACGCCGCGUCGUCAUCAAGUUGGCGAUCACUGCAGGUGUGGUGUUUGCAAUCGACACCACGCACGUCAUAUACAUCAUCUUACAUUACUUCUUGGAGGAAAAAUUGAACAAGACCUCCUUUGAGAUGAUCGUACUGGCUCUGAAUGCGGCUAAUUCGACCAUUAACCCCCUCAUGUACGGCUUGGUCAACAGCGACUUGAAGGAGCUGUCCUGGAGGAAUGUUCUCGGGAGAUGGUGCUUCGCCAAGAGACGAGCCCAGGAGCCUGUGGAGAAUCAGCCACCAUCUCGCUCUUUCAGAAGGACAUUUGACAUGUCAACUGAUCGAUCUCCAAUGCAGACUCUUGAUCAGUAACUAUGCUACGACUGCUGCAAGAGGAUCCAUUUUGUAAAAUUGUAUACAUACGUAUAAUGUAUAUGUUUUUGCCUGUCAAAACAAUUUGGACAUGUGGCAAGACGCUACGAUUUCUGCGCAGUACUUACUGUUCCACUGUAACUACAUGUAUUUUAAUUUCACUUGCAGCACUAAUGUUACCCUGAAUUUUGUUUAAAAAUGGGUUUAAUACAUACCUUCUCUUAAAGGACGUUUGAAAUUGUUUCGUUGUUUUUAAUAUUUAGUCUGUGAAAAAACUUGCUCUUGAAUUUAAGAUCUUCCGGGGAAUUAUACUGCAAGGAAAAUAAUAUAAGCUAUUACAAAUAAUGUUUGACCUAUUCUGUGACUCUGGUAAAAAGCCAACAUACAGUUCGUUUAGUUUGUUUUGAAUUUGAAUUUCUAGCUGAAAAUUCUGUUCGAUUGCUUUUGAUAGUAAUUUGCUGUGCAUAAAUCUUCUUUCCAGCUAAGCCCACGUUAUAUUUAUCUCGUUGCAUUAUCGAAGAGUAAACAUCUUGUGAUUUAUAUUGCUCAGAGGCUCCGAUAUAAUUAUGAAAACAUGAACUGUUGCAUUCUUCAAAUAGCUCGCCGUUAUUGCCUCCCAUGAAUAUCUCUUGAUGUAGAGAAGAACAUAAUGGUGAACAGAAACGUUUUCGUUUCUAUGUUGUGUUUACAAUUUCACUUCGCAUUACAUUUUGUGCAAUGCGAAAGCCCUUCAGUGCUGACUUCGCAUGUAAAAUCUCAUUCAAUAUUAAUAUAUAUACCACGUACGGCUGACUGUAAAAUCACUUCCCUGAAUUUCACACUGCAUGUAAUAUUAAAGCUGUAUGUUAAAGACUGCAUAGAAUCGUGAUAAAUCACCAUGGCAUGGCCUAGUGCACGUUUCCAAUUAGCGGGAAAACGAUUGACGGCAAAUCACUAACCAGCGAUUGCCAUGCCCCCUUUAAACUAAUCAAAAUUGAUGCAGAGAAGUAAUUUUCUCCCUCUAUGCCUACCUGUAAUCCGUUGGGUUUAAUUACUACCUGAUUUGAACUUGGACUUUCAUUGUGCGUCGACACAGCGUACCUAUAAAUCGGUUAAAGUUGUUUUUGUUAUUUUACUGUAAAACAAACAAGAGGUGGUUUUUUUUUAUCUCAGA
Molecule: messenger RNA, 2408 nt
Organism: Patiria miniata (bat star)
Lineage: Eukaryota; Metazoa; Echinodermata; Asteroidea; Valvatida; Asterinidae
Product: olfactory receptor 2K2-like
Exons: 1
Coding region: 278-1255 (325 amino acids)
Biological process (GO): G protein-coupled receptor signaling pathway
Cellular component (GO): plasma membrane
Molecular function (GO): G protein-coupled receptor activity
Source: RefSeq, a predicted model, not a curated record